GCGGGCGCCGGGGCAGAGUCCUAGCAGUAUUGUUGCGUGGGUUUGCGCGUGGAUAGAGGCCUGAGCGAGCCCGUUGUCCGGAGUGCACCUGCCGCCCGCCUUGUCCAUCCCGGGAGUCCCUGUCGCCCUCACCGUCGAGCCGCUAUGGAGGUGCAGAAGGAGGCACAACGCAUCAUGACCCUGUCUGUUUGGAAGAUGUACCACUCGCGCAUGCAGCGCGGUGGCCUGAGGCUGCACCGGAGUCUGCAGCUGUCGCUGGUCAUGCGCAGCGCCCGGGAACUCUACCUCUCAGCCAAGGUGGAGGUCCACGAGCCCGAGGUGUCCUUGCAGCCCGCCCGUUCCCCCGACCCUCGCCUGCACUCGCCGCGGGAAGCAGAAGCUGAAGCCGAGGCAGCGCCCCUCGACGGUGAGCAGCCCUCCCCGGAGCCCAUGGACACGCAGGAGGCGCCGAGAUCCCAGGAGGCCCCUGCCCAUGGUGGCCCGCGCCCUGCCAAAGUCAGCCGCAAGCGGCGGAGCAGCAACCUGAGCGAUGGAGGGGACGUCGGACUGGUCCCAAGCAAGAAAGCCCGUCUGGAAGAGGAGGCGGCGUCCUUGGAGGUCCCUGAUCGCCUGCAGCCCUCUCCGGCGCAAGCGGAGGGCGCCUUUCCCAACCUGGCCCGCGUCCUACAGAGGCGCUUCUCCGGUCUCCUGAACUGCAAUCCCGCGGCCCCUCCGACGGCGCCGCCAGCGUGCGAGGCAAAGCCGGCCUGUCGCCCGGCGGACAGCAUGCUCAACGUGCUCGUGCGGGCCGUGGUGGCCUUCUGAAGACCCCGAGUGACGCUACCGGAGCCCAGAGCGCGGGUCCAGCCUGUGGCCCAAGUACGCAGACCCGAGGCGAGGCCCACCCCCGGGGGAGCGCCCGCGGAAACCGUGGAGAGAAGCCGCCGACCGGGCUGCUGAAGAGGCCCGGAGAGGGACUCUGCCCCCGGGGAGCCGUCGCCUUCUGUGUGCAGCUACGGCACCGAGGAGCCUGAGCCGGGGGCGCGGGCGCCUACCGCCGAGACCUGCCGCGCGCACAGGUGCUGUCUUAACGGACUGGGACAUGGACUUUUCCUUUUCCUACUGGACUGGGAGAAGGGAGGCUUGGUUCUUUAAUUUCCUCAGGGUCAGACUUUGUUUUUUACUGGGGGCUGUGCUGCCCCUUCAAGGGUUUUCAAUAGUUGGUGUUUGCGUUUCCAACCUUUGAGAAUUCCCCGCACUCCCCUUCCCCCGCCACUGACAUACUUGUGCAAGCGGUCAUCGUUGCGUCAUGGGGCAGACGUGGGGAGCUUCCUGUUGCCUUACGUGGGUGUGGGGCCUAGGAGGAGGGUCUGGCGUGUGGACCUGCCCUGGGGAGUGGGAGGAGAGUGGCCUGAGUCACUUUGUCCGUGGGUGCUGCUACUGGUUAGCGUCACACGCCCCUGAGCCUUCGGGUGGGAGCAUCAGGGUUUUUUAGGUUCAAAAUUUUCUCAUCUGGUGCGUUAGAGGUGGCGAGUAUGUUCCUAGUCUCAAGCGUGAUCCUCCCUCAGACACAUGGACACAACCCAGACGUUCCUGGUCAGAAUCCCGAAAAUGUGGACGGGAUGUUCAAAGCACUGUAAGGUUAAGCUGGGACCAGUCACUGGUGACACUGGACCAGUUUUGGGAGGGGAGGAAAUUCUUGCCGGCGAGUUUCUGAGGAUCUGUUUACCUUUCCAAUCGUGGAUUCUCCCUCCACCUGGCGUUUUGUUAGAAAUGUCAGAUAGGAAAAUAAAGACCAUUUGAGCAAAAAGUAA
Messenger RNA from Lemur catta (Ring-tailed lemur), 1793 nucleotides. RefSeq names its product immediate early response 2 (gene IER2). The record is from RefSeq and is a predicted model, not a curated record. The transcript has a single exon. NCBI's taxonomy places the organism in Eukaryota, Metazoa, Chordata, Mammalia, Primates, Lemuridae. Bases 145 to 804 code for a protein of 219 amino acids.